Messenger RNA from Pseudophryne corroboree (corroboree frog), 1823 nucleotides. It is a transcript of the gene ACADM, whose product is annotated as acyl-CoA dehydrogenase medium chain. Lineage: Eukaryota; Metazoa; Chordata; Amphibia; Anura; Myobatrachidae. Gene Ontology annotation, cellular component: mitochondrion; cytoplasm. The transcript has 12 exons. Gene Ontology annotation, biological process: medium-chain fatty acid catabolic process; fatty acid beta-oxidation. Gene Ontology annotation, molecular function: medium-chain fatty acyl-CoA dehydrogenase activity; flavin adenine dinucleotide binding. The coding region runs from base 219 to 1490 and encodes 423 amino acids. The record is from RefSeq and is a predicted model, not a curated record.
ACGCCAGCGGGAUAGUUCCUCUACUAUCCACGCCACCAACUAUUACCUUUAGUAAUCAGGUGGCGAGUGAAGCGGAGCGGAGCGAGCCACCGAGCCCGAAGCGUGGCGAGCGUACUUUUCGGGUACCCUGUUCGCCCGUAGCUCCUCCCCAUGGUGACGUGUCUCCUCUCCUAGAUACGUCAGAAGGUCCCUUCUCCCACUCCGAAAUAGAAUCAACCAUGUCCGCUCUGAGGGUGACCCGCCGGGUGCUGCAGCACGUUGCAAAGCAUGGACGGAGAGCGCAGUCCUCCACCGCCCCUCACACUGCGGCCGCCUCAGCCUCCCCCUCCGGCUUCAGCUUCGAGCUCAGCGAGCAGCAGAAGGAGUUCCAAAGCACCGCUCGGAAGUUCGCCAGAGAGGAGGUCAUUCCCGUAGCCGCUCAGUAUGACAAAACGGGGGAGUAUCCAGUUCCUAUUAUCAAAAGAGCGUGGGAGCUUGGGCUGAUGAACGGACAUAUCCCGGAACACUGCGGCGGAAUGAACCUCAGCAUCUUUGAUACAUGUAUGAUUACUGAGGAAAUUGCUUAUGGAUGCACCGGUAUUCAGACCGCCAUAGAGGCCAAUUCCUUGGGACAAAUGCCGGUGAUCAUUGCCGGGAACCAGGCCCAGCAGAAGAAGUACCUGGGAAGAAUGACUGAGGAGCCCCUGAUGUGUGCGUACUGCGUCACUGAGCCGGGGGCUGGCUCUGACGUGGCUGGUCUGAAGACUAGAGCGGAGAAGAAGGGCACCGAGUACAUCGUCAAUGGGCAGAAGAUGUGGAUUACCAACGGAGGCAAAGCUAACUGGUACUUUCUUCUGGCUCGCACCAACCCUGAUCCAAAAGUUCCAACAGGAAAGGCUUUCACGGGGUUCAUUGUGGACGCUGACAGCCCAGGAAUACAGAUUGGUAGGAAGGAACUGAAUAUGGGUCAGCGAUGCUCGGACACCAGGGGGAUUGUAUUUGAGGACGUCAGGGUUCCUGCUGAAAACGUUCUGAUUGGAGAAGGAUCUGGCUUUAAGAUUGCAAUGGGAGCUUUUGAUAAGACCAGACCGCCGGUGGCAGCCGGCGCGGUCGGACUAGCUCAGAGAGCUCUGGAUGAAGCUACCAAGUACUCGCUGGAGAGGAAGACAUUCGGGAAAGUGCUUGCUGAGCACCAAGCCGUCUCCUUCAUGCUGGCCGAGAUGGCCAUGAAAGUGGAGCUGGCACGUUUGGCCUACCAGAGGGCUGCUUGGGAGGUGGACUCUGGCAGGAGAAACACCUACUACGCCUCCAUCGCCAAGGCGUUCGCAGGAGACAUUGCUAACCAGGUGGCUUCGGACGCUGUCCAGGUGUUUGGAGGAAAUGGAUUUAACAGCGAUUACCCGGUAGAAAAGCUGAUGAGAGAUGCUAAAAUCUAUCAGAUCUACGAAGGGACCGCGCAAAUCCAAAGACUGAUUGUGGCCCGUGAGCAUUUUAACAGAUACAAAGCGUAACAAAAUCCUCACCCCCAUUCUACCUCUGAGAACUGUUCUGCGUAGUGCUGGCCUUAAUUACACAUUUAAUCUACGUUGUCCAUGGACUGCAGGAAAUCGACCUCUAAUCUGAGCUUUUAUAAGCACCGGAAUGUAUUGCUGUAUAAUCACCUGCAAAGAGACGCUUUUAUAAUGUUCCUAAUUGUGUUGCAUUUUUACGUUUCUAUAACUAUGCAAUAUCCACAAGACCUGUUACUAGUCACUUGUUGUGAGAUCUCUGUACAUCAGGGAAUGGGAAUGGAGUGUUAAUCCAUAAAACAAAUUCUAAUCUAACAUUAAACAAUUUAGACUGUU